Molecule: messenger RNA, 2839 nt
Organism: Dissoconium aciculare CBS 342.82
Lineage: Eukaryota; Fungi; Ascomycota; Dothideomycetes; Mycosphaerellales; Dissoconiaceae
Product: kinesin-domain-containing protein
Exons: 2
Coding region: 254-2575 (773 amino acids)
Biological process (GO): microtubule-based movement
Cellular component (GO): microtubule; kinesin complex
Molecular function (GO): microtubule binding; ATP binding; microtubule motor activity
Source: RefSeq, a predicted model, not a curated record
UUACGUCGAAUAGUCAACGAUAUUUAUUCACAAUGUAUUUCCCCGUUACCCGACCGCUGCUUGGCAUGGUAAUUUCAUAGACGCCGUAGUUGUCACCAGUAGCGUCACGCCAAACAACGGGGGGCACGAGACACGCCUAAAGAGAGCGCAACGCCAUUCACUGCUAGCAUUGAUCGCGGAGACAGUGCGCCGAAUUCUAGAGUAUCUUCACUUCACGACAUUCGACUGUUUCUUCCUACAUGCAGCUACCAAGAUGUCGAUCAGAGUGGUAGCGAGGAUACGUCCGUUGCUGAAGGCGGAGAUUGAACGCGACAUUAUCGUCACGGCCGCCGAAAAUGAGUCCGAUUCCGCGGAAGUGAAGAGCAUCAUCCGGAUACCAAACCCAAAGAACGAGGCGGAGCUUUAUUCUUUCCAGUUCAGCAGCGUUUACGAUCAGAAUGCAACACAGGCGAAUUUGUUCGAUGGCGAAGUCGCGCCGACCGUCAAGCAUCUUUUCAAAGGCUACGAUGUUACCCUUUUCGCAUAUGGAGUCACAGGCACAGGAAAGACGCACACGAUGCGCGGUGGGAAGAAGAUGGAAGAACGAGGUGUAAUCCCGCGACUGCUUUCGAGCAUAUAUCGACGCGCGCGUAAGAUUGAAAAAGACAGCGCUGGCGCAACACAAGUCGAGGUGUUGAUGAGCUAUUAUGAAAUUUACAAUGACCGAGUAUUCGACUUGUUUGAGGCACCAGAGAAGCGAACGGCAGCGGGAUUGCCUAUACGCGACAACCAGAGUGGAAAAGCCAUCGUGGUAGGACUGUCGGAGAAACCAUGCACAUCGUUGAAGGACUUUGAGCAAUUAUAUGACCAGGCCAAUCUUAACCGCUCCACUUCGGCGACCAAAUUGAACGCGCAUUCGUCGCGCUCGCACGCGAUCUUGUGCGUCAAGGUCUCACAGACUACCGGUGACGAAGUUCGCGUUAGCACUGCAUCGGCAAUUGACUUGGCUGGAUCAGAGGACAAUCGAAGGACUGACAAUGACAAGGAACGAAUGGUGGAGAGCUCCAGCAUUAACAAGUCUUUGUUUGUGUUGGCAUCUUGUGUGGAAGCGAUUUCGAAGAAGCAACGCGCUCCCUAUAGGGACAGCAAGAUGACGAGGGUUCUGGCAUUGGGCCAGAACAAUGGCUUGACCAUCAUGAUUCUUAAUCUCGCGCCAGUACGGAGCUACCACCUUGACACGAUCAGCAGCUUGAAUUUCGCGAAUCGCACGAAGAAGAUCGAGGUAAAUGAAAUCGAGAAUCAACCUUUCUUCAAGGACAAUGGCGGGAAGAACAAGCUUGACACAGUUGCGCCUGCUGGGCCUGCGAUGAAUCGACAGCCACUUCGACCAAAGCUCCUUUCACAAAAUAGUCAUCUUCGUGAUGUAACGACCGCCGUACCCAAACCCAUGAAGUCAUUCGCUGUCUUCACCGACAAAGUUAAGCCGGUUCUAAAACCCAUCCAUACAGCCAAUACGAGUCAAGCACGCACUAUUUCAGGUGUCCCAGUUCGAUCACCAAAACGGACCAGCAGCGAAGCUUUGCACUCUACCAGUCGAGCUGCCAAAUUUGCCCGACCGAAUCCUAGCACUAGCAGUAUGGUGGAAGCUGGCAUGUCCAAGGAUGCGAUCGAGGCGUUGAUCGAACGAAAGGUGACUGAAGCCCUCGCCGCUGGUCGAGCGGCUGCUGAAAAUACGACUGUCGCGACCACUCAAGAUCCGGUCUCGGAUGAGAUGCAGAAACGACUGCUCGCACUCGAGCGUCGUGUGGAGGGCCAAGAGAACGAGCGUGCUGAGGGCCUACAAUAUCUCCUCAUGGCGAAGCAACAUCAGGUGCGAGGAGAGGAUUCAAGUGCGUUAAAGAUGUAUCGUUUGGCAUUGCCGCAUUUCCCGGAGAAUGAGAAAUUGAUGCGGAAGAUUGUCAAUCUACAGAACAAGCUCUCGGAAGGGAGUGCCACGGAGGGCAUCACGACGGAUUCGACGACAGAGAAGCCUCAUAAGUCAAGGAGAAAGCCAAAAGACGAGGACCUAGAUGAGAGCUGGCAUGAGGAUGAAAACGCGGCAGCGACAAAUCACAAAAGGACCUCUCACAACGAUGAAGAAGACGAUGAAGAAGACGACGGCUUCAUUUAUCGUCCUCGACCCAAGCCUCGAAGGCCACACAUGGCAAACCUCAAUCGUGCCCCAACCAUUGGCAUUGCAGCCGCGACAAGUCCUACUACACAGCCCCCGACUACCCAUGAAUCCUAUCUUGAUUACGACGACUCUCUCCCAUUCCCCGCCCAAACCCCUCGCACAAAGCGUCUCAUCGCCAUCAUCAACACGCGCGACGUAAACCAGAUCAAACUCCUCAAAGGCGUCGGUGCGAAAAAGGCCGAGGCAAUCGUAAACUGCCUGUGUGAUCUCGACGACCUCGUCGAUCACGAUAGCAGCAGCAGCAGUGACGAGGAGAAGAUGGAACGAAAGACGCUGGUGGAGAAUCUUUCGCAAUUAGGGAAGCUUAAAGGUGUGGGCGCGAAGACGGUGUGGAAUAUGAGGGUGGGAUUGGGAGAGUUCUGAUUUGUAGAUUUUCGGGGAUGAGGGUUCUUUGAUUCUGAUGAGUAGCAUUUGGGCUGGGAGUUUCUCUUUUUGCAUAGCGGGUUUGGGGGCGGUGCGGUGUUCUUUGCUCCAUUCUCUUCUUGGGACAUUCAUGAUCAUGGCGAGGUCAUCUACGGGAAUGAAGGCCGAUCCACCAGAUCAUUUCGCCUAAUGCACUUCUACUUUCGCUUCCGUUCAUCCUCAUCAGAGGCAAUGAAGCAUCGAACGGCAACCUUUCCAAGAGAU